AUGCCGGCGGGCCAUUGGUUUGUCUUUUUAGGCUCAGCCUUGGCACAGCCCUUCUUUGAUGACAUCAAGGGUUGGGGCCAGGAACGCGAACUUGCUGAAUAUCAUGGCACUCACGUUUGUUCCGGCUUUGAUGAACAGUGGGGCCUCUGCCCUGAAUUAGAGUCUUGCCAUACCUGCGAGCCGAGGGAUUGCCUAUUUGACUCAUGGGGCCAGUGGUUUGAUGCCGGAGGAUGCGCCCAGAUUGAGUUUCGCCAGCGUGGCAUCGCAGAUUCCAACAAUGAAUGUGGCAAGCCUUGUGAAGGACGAAAGAUGGAGUCUCGAGCCUUCCCAAAAGCAAGGUGCGAGUUGAAUGAAGUUGAUUGCCAGUGGGUUGAAUGGUCCGCCUGGUCAGAAUGUGGCACUCCAAAUGACCAGUCCACCCGUUCACGCUCCAUUGGGCAAAAGAACACCGGACAAGGUGCACCAUGCGUUGGAGAGAUGAAAGAGACACGACCCUGCAGUCCUGGUCCAAGCCCGGAAGAUUGUCAACUUAGUGAGUGGCACACCUGGAGUGAAUGCAGCUCUCCGUGUGGUGCAGGAGAACACUCCCGCUUUCGCAAGGUUAUAUCAGAGGCCAAACAUGAUGGCCGUCCGUGCCAAGGAGUUAUCCAUGAGACCGACACCUGUGAAUUGAGGCCUUGUGAUCGCAUGGAUUGCCAAAUGAGCGAGUGGUCCGAGUGGUCGUGGAUGAAUCCCAUGGAGGACGAUUCGGCCCAUACAGAUCAGUGGUUCCGCAAGCGCACCGUCUUGGUUCCACCUGGAAUUGGGGGAAGCCCUUGUCCGGGUGGGUUGAUUGAGACGAGGGGCAAAGCCAGGACGAGCACCCCUUGUGUGGUGGGUGAGUGGGCUUUUUGGUCCAAGUGCGAUCGAACAUGUGGUGGUGGGCAAAAGACCAGGGAACGAUCGGUAACCCCUGCAGAUGGCAAUGCUGAUGGUGACGAUGAUCAUUGUGGCUAUCAGAUUCAGAAAAUGAUUGCACCUUGUGGCCUUGGUCCUUGCCAUUCUGCCGGCACAUCAGACUGUCAAAUGUCUGAAUGGGAUGAAUGGUCCCAGUGCAGCGCACGGUGUGGCACAGGGUCCAAGUCAAGGUCACGAAGCAUUGUUUCUGAUGCGAUGUUUGGCGGGGCUCCAUGUGAAGGUCCUUUGAAGGAGCUGGAUCGUUGCGAGGUGAGCGAAUGCAACCUCGUCGACUGCGCUUGGGGUGAUUGGGCUGGCUGGUCAGACUGCUCCUGUAAAUGUGGUGGUGGUACGAAGCGCCGAACGAGAAACGUUGUUCAAGCUCCUCGUAAUGGUGGUCAACCCUGCGAGCCACAGGACAAAGAGGAAGCGGAACCCUGCAACACCGAGCCAUGUGGACAAGGGUGCAUCGAUGGGAAAUGGGGAGAAUGGGGCACCUGGACUCAGUGCUCUGCAACCUGUGCCAGCAGCUACCGAUCCCGCAGCCGCAAUUUGGAAGUCCAGCCAAGCCCAUGUGGAAAAGCUGCCGCAGGGCACCGCGACGAGUUUGAGGUUUGCAGUGAUCUCCCGCCCUGCAUCCCAGAUUCGGAUUGCCAGCUGCACGAGUGGGGAGAGUGGUCUCAUUGCAGCUGCCAUUGCUUUGGCAUCCGUGAGAGGAACCGCUACAUCUCUCAUUUUGCAACGGGCAAAGGAAAGCCUUGCCCCGUCACCGCUCUCAAGGUGAUCGAGCCAUGCAACCCUGGGCCGGUCACCCCAUUCGAUCCAGAUGACAAAUACUCUAUGCCCAUCCAGCUACAGGAUCCACCUUUAGAUUGCCAAGAGAAACCGCCUGUGCAUUGUGAGCUUCACCCUUGGAACGAGUGGCCCAGUCCUUACCCUGCUCCGCUCUGGAAGUUUGCAGUGUUGUGA
Messenger RNA from Durusdinium trenchii, 1905 nucleotides. The record is from the annotation of a GenBank genome assembly. Lineage: Eukaryota; Dinophyceae; Suessiales; Symbiodiniaceae.